This is a messenger RNA of Gracilinanus agilis (Agile Gracile Mouse Opossum), 2520 nucleotides long. It is a transcript of the gene NUCLEOLIN, whose product is annotated as nucleolin. Lineage: Eukaryota; Metazoa; Chordata; Mammalia; Didelphimorphia; Didelphidae. The transcript has 12 exons. Gene Ontology annotation, molecular function: RNA binding. The annotation marks the transcript as partial. The record is from RefSeq and is a predicted model, not a curated record.
UAUGUCUUGCUCCAGGCUGCUAAAAAUCAAGGUGAGCCGAAGAAGAUGGCCCCUCCCCCCAAGGAGGUAGAAGACAGUGAGGAUGAAGACAUGUCAGAAGAGGAAGAAGAAAGCAGUGGAGAAGAGGUCGUGAUCCCUCAGAAGAAGGGCAAGAAGGCUGCAGCUACCCCGGCAAAGAAGGCUGCAGCUACACCAGCCAAAAAAGCUGUUGUUGCUACCACACCUGCCAAGAAAGCAGUUGUGACUCCUGCUAAGAAGGCCGCUGUGACCCCAGCCAAGAAAGUGGCCACCCCAGCCAAAGCUGUCCCUACACCAGGCAAGAAGGGAGCUAAAGCAGCAGCCACCCCAGCUAAAGCAGCAGCCACCCCAGCCAAAGGGGCAAAAAAUGGAAAGAAUGCCAAGAAGGAGGACAGUGAGUCUGAAGAAGAAGAUAGUGAAGAUGAGGACGAUGAAGAAUUUGAGCCCCCCAAAGCCACCAAGGUGGGAGCAGCUCCAUCCAAACAGGAUUCUGAGGAGGAAGAAGAUGAUGAGGAUGAGGAGGAGGACAGUGAAGAGGAGGAGGAGGAAGAGGAUGAAUCUGAAGAAGAAGCAAUGGAUACUACCCCUGCCAAAGGGAAGGCUGCUUCUGUGAAGGCUGCCAAAGGCGGGAAAGCCAAGGAAUCCGAGGAGGAAGAUGAUGAUGAUGACGACGAUGAGGAGGAAGAUGAUGAUGACGAGGAGGAAGAUGAGGAUGAUGAAGAGGAGGAGGAGGAAGAAGAAGAGGAGGAGGAAGUGCCUGUCAAAGAAGCCCCAGGAAAACGGAAAAAGGAAAUGGGCAAGCAGAAAGCCCCUGAAGCCAAGAAACAGAAAUUGGAAGCUGAAACUUCUACAAAUUUCAAUCUCUUCGCUGGUAACCUGAACUUCAACAAAACAGCAGCUGAGCUAAAAACUGCCAUCACAGACUUCUUUUCUAAAAAGGACCUUACGGUUGUGGAUGUCCGCAUUGGUGCCACCAGGAAGUUUGGCUAUGUCGAAUUUGAAUCUGCUGAAGAUAUGGAAAAGGCUCUGGAACUCAGUGGCUCCAAAGUGCUUGGCUCUGAAAUGAAGCUAGAAAAAGCAAAAGAGAACAAGAAAGACCGAGAUGCCAGGACACUCUUUGUCAAGAACUUGCCCUAUAAAGUAACUCAGGAGGAGCUCAAGGAAGUGUUUGAAGAUGCUAUUGAGAUCAGACUGGUCUGCACAAAGGACGGGACACCCAAAGGAAUUGCCUACGUUGAAUUCAAGACAGAAGCAGAUGUGGACAAGGCCUUAGAGGAGAAGCAGGGGACUGAGAUCGACGGCCGGGCCCUCAUUCUGGACUACACAGGGGAGAAAAGUCAAGGACAAGAGAACGCUCGAGGGAAGAACAACUCCUGGAGUGGGAACAACAGCAAGCCCUCAGACUCGAAGACGCUGGUGCUGAACAACCUUGCCUACAGCGCCACAGAGGAGAGUCUGCAGGAGGUGUUUGAGAAGGCUACUUCCAUCAGCCUGCCCCAGAACAACCAAGGCCGGCCCAAGGGGUAUGCAUUCAUUGAGUUUGCCUCUGUGGAGGAUGCAAAAGAAGCUUUGAAUUCUUGUAACAACAUAGAAAUUGAGGGCCGAGCCAUCCGGCUGGAGCUAAAGGGACAAAAGACAGCAAAUGCAGCUCCCAGGAACCAACCCCACAAAACCUUGUUCGUCAAAGGUCUAUCCGAAGACACGACAGAAGAAACAUUGAAAGAUUCUUUUAAUGGCUCAGUGGGGGCCAGAAUAGUCACAGACAGGGAGACAGGAUCAUCGAAAGGGUUUGGUUUUGUGGACUUCAACUCUGAAGAGGAGGCCAAGGCUGCCAAAGAGGCCAUGGAGGAUGGGGAGAUCGAUGGAAACAAAGUCACCCUGGACUGGGCCAAGCCCAGUGGCUUUGGGGGCCGAGGAGGAGGACGUGGCGGCGGCGGACGAGGAGGCUUUGGGGGCCGAGGAGGUGGCAGAGGAGGCCGAGGGGGCUUUGGAGGCCGAGGCAGAGGAGGCAACUUUGGAGGUCGAGGUGGUUUCAGAGGAGGCAGAGGAGGAGGAGGAGACAACAAGCCACAAGGGAAAAAGACAAAGUUUGAAUAGCCCCCCGCCCACUGGACGGACUCUGGGGGUUGGAGCCUGUUGGCCAAUGGCCGACAGAGCCUUCUGAGGACAUUCCAAGACAAACAUGCGGUCCGAGGAGUCGUCUUGGAGAAAGCCGGAUGACAUCUCAAGGGAGAGCGUGUUGGUUUUGACUGGAUGGACGUUCCAUAGAAACUUUUUGCAGAGACGGGUGAUAGAUGUGGGAAGUUGCCCUUUUUGUCUAUGAGUUGUCUUGAGUUUAUAAUGUUAUACCCCAUGUACAAAACCAUUUUUUCCUACAAAUAUCUGUAGUGGUUUUUUGUUUCCUUUUUAACCCCUUUUGGCUGUAAAGAAAAAGGCGAAUGUUUUCUCAUGGUUCCUGCUUCAGCAGCCUGUCUUAGGACACAUUAAAAGGGCCUAACCUGG